AUGAAAGUUUUAACUACUAUUUCCUCCCUCGCUUUAUUAUCUUCUUCCGCAUUAGCUACUUUGCUGAACGUUAACUUAUUUGUUUCAUCUGAUGAUCAAACAAUUAAUGGUAGUGGUGUCUCUGCUCCUCAUGAAGGUGCUGGUAUUGGAUACCUUUUCGUUGGAAAUGAUGGUGGAUACUUUGCUACUGCUAAUACUGUUCCAUUUAUUUACGAUAGUGAUGAACAACAAUUAAAUUGGUGGUCAACUCCAACUAUUAAACAAGGAUUUUCAACUUUUACUAAUACUCAAAAUGGUAUUACUGUCGUUGAAUUAAUUGUUGGUGAUUAUAGUAGUGUUACCUUUGAAAAUGGAUUCUUAGCUUAUGAAGGUUCAACUUCAGGUUUCUAUGCUUUAGGUAAUAUUAGUGAUCCAUAUGAUUAUUCUAAUGUUGCUUUAGCUAUCGUCAGAGAUGUUAAUGCUUCACCAGAAGGUGGUAUUCCUAUUUCUCUUACUGCUGUAUUUGAAAGUGGAAGUGCUACUCAGCCUGCUCCAGUUGAAUCUACUAUUCUUACUACUGCUCCAACUUACACUAUUUUACCAUCUACAACUAUUACUCCAAGUACUACUAUAAGUAUCACUGUUGCCACUGAAACUUCAAGCACCUCUGCUUCAAGUACUUCUGCAACUGAAUCAUCUACUACUGUCGCCGUUGUUUCUUCAGAUGAUGCUGCUGGUUCUGUUGUUCCAGGAACCUUCUUAGGUGCUGCUGCUCUUGUUGCAGGAUUAUUAAUGUAA
Molecule: messenger RNA, 777 nt
Organism: Scheffersomyces coipomensis
Lineage: Eukaryota; Fungi; Ascomycota; Pichiomycetes; Serinales; Debaryomycetaceae
Exons: 1
Coding region: 1-777 (258 amino acids)
Source: RefSeq, a predicted model, not a curated record